Molecule: messenger RNA, 2529 nt
Organism: Sesamum indicum (sesame)
Lineage: Eukaryota; Viridiplantae; Streptophyta; Magnoliopsida; Lamiales; Pedaliaceae
Product: hydroxyproline-rich glycoprotein family protein
Source: RefSeq, a predicted model, not a curated record
AAGAAAAGAAAAGAAAUGAGGCGAAGUCCUUGAUCUGACAUGGUAGUAGUUUUCUAACAGCUUUGACGUAACCAAAAAUGGCGACCUCUUUGGUUCCGUGCAAAUUCAAUUCCACAUUCUACUCUUUCUCUCUCUCUCGCUCUCUCUCUCAACAUUCAAUUUGAUCUAGGGUUUCAUUAUCACUAAUCAAUUCCACUCUCCCACCUUUGUUUUUUGCCUUUGUAAAUUCAGCUCUGGUGCGUGUGUAGAAAUUUUUUGUGGUGUGUUUGUGACCUUGCAUACUUGUUUUGAGAAAAAAAUCAGCGAGAUGAAGACGUCGCUGAGGAAAUUGCAGAAAUUCGCAGCGCUUAGGCACGACAGGAGAGCGCAAAAGCAUCAUCAAUCUCUGGCUCUAGAUGAGCUCGCUCGAGCUACGCAGGACAUGAAUGAUAUGAGGGACUGCUAUGAUAGGUUACUUUCUGCUGCGGCCGCAACUGCAAACAGUGUAUAUGAAUUUUCAGAAUCACUGAGGGAAAUGGGUGAUUGUCUUCUUGAGAAAACAGCUCUGAAUGAUGAUGAAGAAAGUGGAAAAGUUUUAUUAAUGCUGGGUAAAGUACAGUUUGAACUUCAGAAACUUGUUGAUGGUUAUCGUUCUCAUAUAUUCCAGACGAUUACAAACCCAUCAGAGUCUCUUCUGAAUGAACUUCGCACAGUAGAGGAGAUGAAGAAGCGAUGUGAUGGGAAAAGAGAAAUAUAUGAAGAUCUGAUGAAGAAACAGAAAGAGAGAGGGAGGUUAAGAAACAGUAAAGGCGAAUGUUUUAACUCGCCCCUGCUGCAAGAAGCACAUGAUGAAUAUGAUGAGGAGGCAAAUGUAUUUGUCUUCCGCAUGAAAUCUCUAAAACAAGGACAAUCCCGUAGUUUUUUGACACAGGCAUCUCGGCAUCAUGCUGCACAGUUGUACUUCUUCAAGAAGGCGCUCCGAUCUUUGGAGGCAAUUGAGCCACAUGUCAGGAUGCUUGCCGAACAGCUCCAUAUUGAUUACCAAUUUACUGGACUCAAAGAUGAUGAGCGUGAUAUUUAUGAUGAUGAUGAUGAAAGUGAUGGAGACGAUGAAACUGAAGAUGGUUCAGAAACCCAUGAUGAAGGAGAAUUGAGUUUUGACUAUGGACAAAAUGGUCCAGUCCAAGAAGUCUCUUCAUCAAAAAAUUCAAUGGAGUUGGAUAAUACUGAUGCGGUAUUUGCUGCUGACGUUAAAUUGGUUUCUGCAAUGGAGAUUUUACGAAGUCCUGGUCGAAAUUCUUUUUCUUUCCAAAGAGGGCCCCGAGUGAUCAGCAAAUCAGCACCUCUCUUUCCUGAAAAGAAACUUGAUUCAGCUGAGCGAGUGAAGCAUUUGGGGUCUUCGGCAUCACGAAAAUUCACUUCUUAUGUCCUACCCACGCCAGAUGAGGCAAAGAGUCCAGUAUCGGGGAAAUUGUUGAAUGAAGUAUCUCAAACAAGACAAACAGUGUUCAACCUUCGGCAUUCAUCUCCUUUAGAUCAGAGCAAGUAUGAGAAACUUGGGGCAAAUGAGAAAUUAUCUGGACCAAUCAUCUUAGACAUGCAAUCUGUACUGAAAGAGAGCAACAACACCACUAAAGCAACUCCCUUGCCCCCUCCAUUGACAGAAGGCCUUUCACUUAAACAACUUGACCAAAAUGUCGCAUCUCAUGCUAAGAAAGCCAAAAGACAGGCUUUCUCUGGUCCAUUAACAGGAAAUCCAUGGCCACAUAACCGAAAUUUCACAGCCAGUGGGCCCAUUGUCUCAUCAGCCUUCCCUCCACCAUUUUCCGGGUCCCUAUUACGCACCCCAUUACCCCAUCCAGCAUCAACCCCCAAGUUGUCUUCUCGUGUUUCACCUACUUUCGUGUCAUCCCCUAAAAUUAGUGAGCUUCAUGAGCUUCCUCGCCCCCCAGCUCAUUUAGCUGCUAGAAGACCCUCCAAUCGUGGUGCUCAUUCUGGUCCCUUAAUAUCACAGAGUCAUGAGCUGUCUACUGCAUGUGUAUCGACAACAUCCACAGCAGCAUCUGCACUCACUAUGACACCGCAGUCAUUGCCACGCAGCUACUCCAUUCCGGCUGGAGGUUCAAUAGAAAUAGCAUUACAUGUUCCUUCAGAAGGUUCUCAAGACUUAAAGAUGGCAGAAGAUAUUUCCUCUCCUGUCCAGCCAGCUUCUCCUACAUCAUAGCUACUAGCCAGCCAGAUGACUGAAGGUAACUUGAAGAGGAUACAUUAGAGCGCCGCUCUACUUCUCAGCCAUCAAAGGGAAAUUUGUUAAUAGUUACUAGUUAACUCUUUCUAAUUUUGUUAGUCAUGUAUAAAUCACUAGCUCCUCAGAUUUGCUAUCUAGUCGCUGUUAUGAGCAAAUAUUGUACCAUAACCAGUGACACAAUCAAUUUUGUAAUGAACCAUGUCCUAGAUAUGGAAGCUGUAACAGUACUAGCCUUCUGGAAACGAGUCUGAAUCAGUGCAAGAUUGAUAUUAAUUGGACAUUGUCUGAGCUAUUGAGAAUGA